AUGGCUUAUGCUGCUGUAACUUCGCUUAAAGGAACACUCCAUCUACACUUCUUGCAAUCACAACCACGCCUGUCUCUUAUUUAUAAACAAAAGGUGGUCUCUCUCCAUAGAAAUCUUGGUUUCCUUCAAGAAAGUCUUCAGAAAUCUGAGAUUGCCUAUGAUGAUGCGGGGGCGAUGAAAGAUCUAGAGGCAGAGAUCAGAGAUGCAGUGUUCGAAGCUGAAGAAAGGAUUGAAAUGGAGCUGACUACCAUUUAUCCAGCAAAGGGUUUGACGAAGCAUCUUGCUUGCCUCCUCAGGCUUCAUGGGAUCUUCAAUGAAGCAGUUAAAAAGACUGAUUACCUCAAGAAGAAGUUGAUUAAGAUUAAAACUGAAAAGCAGCUUGCAAAGGGUCCAUCACAAGGUCAAAGGAUGCGACAAAGUGGACUACUCCAUGGUUCAACAUCAUCACAACCUGAUUUAGAACGCGAGAAUAAUACUACUGUGAGUAAAUUUUCUAAAAACGCUCCAAUGAAGUAUGACAGUGGAAUGUUCGGAUGCAAUGAGGAGUUCAAGACGAUAAUGGAUCAGCUCACCCGACAAUCAGCAAAGCAGCUACAAGUUGUAUCAAUUGUAGGCAUGGGCGGAAUAGGCAAGACCACUUUAGCUUGCAAAGUCUAUGAAGAUCCAUCAAUUACUUAUCAUUUUUACAUCCGAGCAUGGGUUGCUGUAUCUCAAGAGUAUAACGUGGAACAAAUGCUCCAAUGCCUUAUUGGUUGUGUUAAUGCAACAUCAAAUGGUAACUUGGUAGAAAGUCUGCGUAAACACUUGAAAGAUCAAAGAUAUUUGAUAGUGAUUGAUGAUAUAUGGAGCACCACUGCUUGGGAUAGUGUGCAAAGAUGCUUUCCAGAUGAUAAUAAUGGAAGUCGUAUCCUAUUGACUUCUCGACUUAGGGAGGUGGCUGAAUAUGCAAAUUCAGGUAAUAACUCUACCAUUAACAUGCCUUUCUUAGAUGCCAAUGAAAGUUGGAAUCUCUACUGCAAUGUGUUUGGUCAAACGGAAUUUCUUUCAGUGUUUGAACAAAUUGGUAGAACCACAGUGAAGAAAUGUAAUGGAUUACCUCUAGCUAUUAUUGUAAUAGCUAGUCUUCUCUCCAAGACAGAGGCGGCAGUGGAGAAGUGGAAUAAUGUUGUCAAAAAUGUGCAUAGAUAUGUAAUUGAUGAUUCUAAUGAUGCAUGUUCCAGAAUACUAUAUUUGAGUUACAACCAAUUACCACACCACUUAAAAGCUUGUUUUCUAUAUUUUGGAGUUUUUCCUGAAGACUAUGAGAUCCGCGUGAAGAAGUUGGUUAGGUUGUGGGCGGCAGAGGGAUUUUUGAGGGCAGAGGACCAUCGGAAUAUGGAGGAAGUGGCCAUGGAAUGCUUGCAAGAUCUUGUUGAUAGAAGUCUUGUUUUUGUUAGCAAACAGAGCUACAAUGGGAAAAUGAAGACAAUAAGGAUACAUGACCUGUUGCGGGAUUUGUGUUUAAGAGAAGCUCAUCAUGAAAAUCUCUUGAAUGUCAUUGGAGAUGAAAAACUUCCAUUUUACAAGAAGUCUUGUCGUUGGAUAAGUGCUACGUCAAAGUUGCAUCUACUUCCUUCCAGAAUGUGCUUUCACAAAUCACAUUCCUUUCACUACCCUUACUCUUAUUACUCUGAACGUAUGGAACAUCUAAUUUCACACUUCAAACUACACUUCAAACUACUAAGAGUAGUAGAUAUAGAAUUGAUGCCUUCAUAUGAACAUAGGCUUGAGAAGUUAAGCAUCAAAAACUGGUAUGAUCUCAACUGUAUUCCAUGUAGCGGCAUCUCAUGGGCAACUGAUUUUCUACCAAAUCUUAAGAAGCUCAAAUUCGUCUGGACUAAUUUGGCAUGGAGUGAUAUGAGGCUUAUUGGUAUGUUGCCGAAUUUAGAGGUUCUAAAACUGAAACAUGCUGUUGCUAGCGAAGACAUAAUGUGGGAACCAUCCAAGGAAGGGUUCCGUCGAUUGAAAAAAUUGGUAAUUGAAGAUAGAUAUUUGAAAUGUUGGAAUGCUAUGGGUGACAAUUUCCCUGUGCUAGAAUGUCUAGAGUUACAUAAUUGCUAUUCUUUGCAUGAGAUUCCUAGUGGUUUUGCGGAUAUCACCACACUAGCAUUGAUUCAGUUAACCUGGUGUUUGGAUUCCGGUUUGGCUUCCGCAAAGUUCAUUCAAGAAGAGCAAUACAACAACUAUGGAAAUGCCCUCCUUGUUCGUUCGAAAAACAUUAUGGGAUCGGAUGAGGAGGAAGAGAGUGAUGAAUGA
Ipomoea nil (Japanese morning glory) is the source of this 2295-nucleotide messenger RNA. RefSeq names its product putative late blight resistance protein homolog R1B-16. Gene Ontology annotation, biological process: defense response to other organism. NCBI's taxonomy places the organism in Eukaryota, Viridiplantae, Streptophyta, Magnoliopsida, Solanales, Convolvulaceae. The transcript has 3 exons. Gene Ontology annotation, molecular function: ADP binding. The record is from RefSeq and is a predicted model, not a curated record. The coding region runs from base 1 to 2295 and encodes 764 amino acids.